ACAGUUAAUUUCGUAACGUCGUGCAUUUAACAGUUUUCCUAGUAAGAAACGUUGAUAAAAAGUUAUGAUUAGAAAAUUUUAACUGUAAUUUAUUGAUUUAACAAUUUGAGAUAGAAAUAAAUGUAAUAUUGCAUAAUUUAAAUAACAAUACAAACUCCCUUUGUUCUGAACUUUUUGAACUGGAGGCGACGUUGCCGUUCUUACUGUGUGAACUUUCUUUGUUGUUACUUAGGUAAUUUUAAAGAAAAUUAUAUUGGAAUAAGUUAUAAUUUAAAACUUGUAAACUUGUUUAAGAGAAAUAAAUACAAGGAAUGCUUUUGUGCUUUGAAAUGUGUGUUUUGGAACGCUAUUCAUUUUCUGAUGCAAUAACGGUUUGGCAACAGCGCGCGGAAUCCGAUUGAUUACGCUGAUGUUAAUACAGAUGUGGUAGACAUAGAAACCAUUCGAUAUUCCAGACUAAGCGUUCCUUUAUGAGGUACUAGGCCUCGGCGCCCGGUCGCUCGGACCGUCGGGUCGAGCAGAGGGGGAAUCGGCGCGAGCAAUCCAAGAGGACCUGUCGGCCACUGCUUUGCUCCAGCGCACGCUUCGGUGCCGAUUCACCCGCCGCUCGAAUCGCCCAGCCCGACCAUGUCGAGAGCGGGCGCGAGGCACCCGGAUGCUGACGAGCGCCAGCCCAGCUCCUCCACGGCGCCGCAGCAGCAAGAGGACGGCGAAAUGCAGCAGCAGCAGCUGUACGCGACGCUCAACGAGUACCUUCAGCUCGAGUACAAGUUCCAGCCGCGCUUGUGUCUCCCGGAAGACUCGGAGAGCGGGGAGGUGACGAUCGGCGCGAGAGACGGCGCUGCACACGUGCUCCGCUGUCUCAAGGUUUGGUUCGAUCUACCGCCGGACGUACUCAUCAGCGCUAUCAAUCUGUUUGACAGAUUCCUAACAAAAAUGAAGGUGCGUCCGUGUCACGUGCCGUGCAUCACCGUCUCGUGCAUGAACGUGGCGCUGGAUGAGUACGCCGAGAUCACUAACCAGCCCAGGACGGUCUCCGUUGAAGAGCUGGUGUCGGUGUCGCAGUCGGCGUGCACGUGGCGCGACGUGGCGCGCAUGUCGCGCGUGCUGGCCGACAAGCUGGCGCUCAACAACGCGCGUGCAGUCACGCCCUUGCACUGGCUGCGCCUCUUCCGCACGCUCGCGCCCGCACAGCCGCCGGAAAACGAACUGGUGAAUCUUCUGGAGAUAGCGAUCUGCGAUGCGGGCUGCGCCAACGCUCGGCCCAGCGAGUUGGCACUAGUACUUGUCUAUCAUCAACUUGAAAAGCAAUUGACAGAGUGGGCGAGGCACAACGCGGUGUCCGAUGAGCUGUACUACUUGUACGAGUUUGCUUCCCAGCUGCAAGCCUACUGUAAUAUGUCGGACGCUUCGCUGGUGGCGACGCGCGGGCGCUGGCGCGGCGUGCUGCAGCGCUACGAGGCGCGCCAGGCCGCGCCGCACAAGCAGCGCCUCGUCUGGAGGCUCUCCGAGCGCACCCUCAAGGUGCUACGUCCAACGGAUCGUCUCACAUCGCUGUUGCCCACUAUCGAAGAGCAGCACUACGCCGUUGACGCCAGCACGCCCACCAGAACCAGAUCGGGCAGCGAAAGUAGCGAAAACGAGGAGACAUCAGAUUGGCCGCGAAGUCCCGUCCUUCCCGUAUACUGUAGCAACUGAGAGUCCCCGAGAUGUCCAGUGACCUUUCGAAGAACAUCACGGAGGCCUUCCUUGUAUGUCGAAGAACACACAGUGAUAUUUAGUACAUAGUGUGUAUAUUGCCAAUGUUUUUAAUAUGGAUAAUAUGUUUAACGACAAGACCAUUUUGUUUAUCAUCAAUACAAAACUAUAUCUCUCAGAAUAAAGGUGCUUUUAACUUUAGAUGUACUUUUGACUGAUCGCCAAUGAUUUCCAACGUUAUGGUAUUUUGGUGGCUCUAUAAAAUAUCUCUUGUGCAAUAUACUGAAAAAUUUUCUAUUAUUAAUUUAACUCGGUCAAAGGGACAACUUUUUUUAAAUCAUUUUCAUUUAGAUGUAUUUAGCUGUGUGUACAGCAAUCUUCGACGUGCUCGCAAGGUCUCAGGUUCGAGCUUUGCUUGUUACUUUCGAUCGGUUUAAUGGAGGAUAUAGUAGGACGGAAACAGCGAUGAACUAUUGUAAGUGUAUUUCGUUAAAAAUAAGUACAGUUUCUCAUGAACAUUACAAACUCUUUAAAAUUUGAAUAUUAAACUAAUCUAAAUUCAUCUUUAAGGAAACUCAAUAGGACGUCGCAUCUUCCGUAUUCUCGGGUAAGAUCAGUUGAGAUCCCACUUUUGAAUGAGUCAAAAUUCCGUGAUCCACUGAAACAGUGUUGCCGUUCUAGUCGGGGAUGGUCUUUAUAUUGGACCUUAUCUAUGCGAAACAUAUUGUGAUUGGACAAAAUCUGUAUAAUGUGUUUUUCUACUUAAGCUAAUAUUCGUAUUUAUCAAUUGUUUAAGUAGCAAGGUAUUAAAAAAAAACUAAAAAAAUUAAAAAUAACAAUAAAUAUUAUAUGCAAUUUUCUGUUAAAAGUUUAUUUGAAUGUUUCAUAAAUAUGUUGAAGUAACGUUACCUACAUUUGUCUGAUCACAAUUUUCUAACCGUUGCCCGACUCAAAGAAAACCAAAUCUUUGAGAAAAUCUAUUAAAAUCAUAUUAUAAAUUCAAAAUAUUGCAGUCUGUCAAUAAGUACUAGUUGAAAAAAUUUAAUAGUAUUGUGGUUUUUGUUUCGGGGGAAACGUUCCUUCCACGUCUCGACUCCUAUCACGAGCAUAGCUUUAAUUGUAUAUUUUUAAUAAGUCAUUGUUGAAUAAGACGCGGGAACGAACGCUUCCGCCCCCCCACUCAAUAGCUUUUUACUGUGAUGAUGUUUGUAAGUGAAGAAAAUAUCGAAAAAAAAUUCCAUAUUAUUAUAGCGUAUAAGUUAUGUAAGCCGAGACGACCGGAUGAAUGAAUUUUUUGUGUAAAACUAAAAAAAAUGCCACCGAUGAUUAAAAGAAUAAAGUACAUAAUUUACUUAGUAUUAGAAUGUGCGAUAAUUUAUAUAUUUCAUUAAACGACUAACUCUUUGUCAGGGGUUUUGUAAUUUCUAUUUAAAAUAUACAAAAAAAAAUGUGGGAAAUAAUUUUUGUCAGUUUAUUUCAUAGUUAUCGUAAUAUUUGAUACUUACUUCUAAUUAAUAUCGUAUCUAGCUAUAAAUGAAUAAAUGACAAAAAAAAAUAUAAAUCUUGAAAAAUCAGAAAAAAAAUGAUCUCAGGUAUUUUUUCGUAGUGUAACAAAAAUAUCAAAUUAAAUCAUUACAAAAAAAAAUAUUUUCCUUGUCUUUGUACGUGUGUAGUUUUAAUGUAAAUGCGUGUGUGAAAGAGACCAAUUGCAUUUCAGCGUUUACGCUAAUGUGUAAAUGAUUAUUAUAAUUAUUGUAAAUUGAGACAAAUUAAUUAGAAAAUUUAAGAUCUAUUUUACACGUGAAGGUGAUGCGUGUGUAUUUUAAAAUGCUCUUCCGUACAAGUGUGAGGAGUAAAUGUAAUAUAUAAGAAAUUGUCAAUGGAAAGCAUGUUACUGUAGAAAGGAACGAGUUGAUAGAUUGAUAAAACAGCGAAACUGCACUGAUUUUUGAUAGUCUGUGGUUGUUCGUUAUGGCAUGGCAUAGUUUAGCGUACAACAUCACUAUCGUAAGGGGGCGGUACCCAUUCAUAAAGUACAACAAUAUCUGUAUGGCAGUUUAUCUAAAAGAAUACGAAACUUCAUAGGCGUGAGCUGUUACCCGCACCAUGCUGUUACGAGCUUGGGGUUCGAGAUAAUUAAAAACUGCCGAGUGAAUUACCAAAAUUGACUAUUUAAUUACACAAGACUAAUUAAAUAAAUACGUAAUACCUGAUUGCCUUGAUAGCACGUGCGACCUUUCCCUCAAUAAGGCGUUAAUGAAAAAAAAUCAAUCUGUCAACUCGUCCAUCAUUCACGCAACAUAUGACGUGGCGCCAUAGAAAUAAACAGUGAAAAGUAAAUAAUAUUGUAAUAAAACAUUUUUUUUCUUUUUUAUGUAUCGUACGAUCGCUUUUUUAUAACUAUGCGCGUCACUUGGCUUGUGGAAUCGAAUUGUGUUGAUCAAUGUACAAUAAACAACAUUCGUAACACCAAAACAUGUGAUGAAACAGAGUGAAAUAUAAGUCUCGAAUGAGAAUAAAAACAGUUACGAUUCUUAUUUUGAGUUUUAUUUUUUGAUGUUCUGACGAUAUUAUUAUUUAUACUUUAUUGUACACCAC
This is a messenger RNA of Parnassius mnemosyne (clouded apollo), 4296 nucleotides long. The record is from the annotation of a GenBank genome assembly. NCBI's taxonomy places the organism in Eukaryota, Metazoa, Arthropoda, Insecta, Lepidoptera, Papilionidae.